CUCCGUUGAACAGAAGUCUCUUUGCAGGGAUGGGGAAAGACAUCGACAACGGCGAACUGCAAACAUUAGAGGAGAGGACUGGAAUCCAUGAAUGCAGUACUAAAACAAAGGCUUCUCCAGCAUUCGAGGAGGUCCUGGACGCCAUUGGGUCCCGGGGGAAGUUCCAGACGAGACUAAACAUCGUCUUCGUUUGCUUUGCUCCAUGCUUCGACCUGAUGAGUGUCAACAUGUUCUACCUGGCUAUGCAGACUCCAGAUCACUGGUGCUACGUCCCUGGUAGGGAAUUUUCCAACCUUUCGAUUGAGGAGUGGAAGAACCUCACCAUACCAAGGGAAGGAGCCUCGUUCAGCAAGUGCCUGAUGUACAACCAGAGCGAUGUGACGGACUCCGGCGGCAGCAGGGAGCCUGUGAAGUGCCAGCACGGCUGGGAGUACGACGAUACGUGGUUCUCCCAGACGGUGACGUCACAGAUGAACUGGGUCUGCGACAACCAGCAGUCCGUCAAUGACGUCUUGUUCUACUCACAGAUUAUUGGAGUGGCCCUGGGGUUACUGUUUGGCUACAUAGGCGACAUGUGCGUAGCUGUUCUUUUUUAUUGCUGGUUUCAUCCACCAUGA
This is a messenger RNA of Schistocerca gregaria, 617 nucleotides long. Its product is annotated as beta-alanine transporter-like. The transcript has 3 exons. The coding region runs from base 30 to 617 and encodes 195 amino acids. Lineage: Eukaryota; Metazoa; Arthropoda; Insecta; Orthoptera; Acrididae. The record is from RefSeq and is a predicted model, not a curated record.